UUCCUUCUCUCUUUAUCCCUUUACGUUUCCACGCGAAGCGAGAAGGCUUAUAAACUUGUAACGGAGCCCAGAGAGAACACGUUCGUCUAUGGAUCUUUCUGUCUGUGGUUCUCCUGCCAGCUUUGCCUUUAGUUCGAAAUCCUGGCUUUGUGUUGAAGCGGCAGCACUGAUUCUCUAACUCUCCAAGAUGCGGAUUGUGUUGACGUUCUUUUUGGCGUCGUUAUUCACGCUGGGACUGGAAGCGGGGAAGUCGCCAAUAGUCACCACGAAGAAUGGAGACGUCAAGGGACGUAAGGUGGAAGCUUUGGGCAAGAAUCUAGAACUUUACCAGGGUAUCCCAUACGCUCGUCCUCCCGUCGGAAAACUGCGAUUCCUGGCACCAAUCCCCGUCGACCCCUGGACCGGCGUCUACGAUGCUACGUCUCCGAAAAUUGCUUGUAUCCAGAAAGUGUUCAGUGAGGAUUUCGCGCCUUACGUGAACCAGUCCGAAGACUGCCUGUACAUCAACGUGUGGACCCCAGCUUCUUCGAAGCCGCUCAAGACAGUGCUCGUAUGGAUACACGGAGGUGGCUUCACAUUCGGUACGUCCUAUCAACACUGGUACGAUGGAUCCGCGCUGGCGGCUCUGCACGAUGUCGUGGUAGUCACUUUCAACUACCGUCUUAAUAUCUUUGGUUUCUUGAACGCUGCCACCCCUGAAGUGCCCGGCAACAUGGGCCUUCUAGAUCAAAACCUAGCGCUUCAGUGGGUUCGCGACAACAUUCGAUCUUUCGGCGGCAAUCCAUCUCAGGUUACGCUGUUUGGAGAAAGCGCUGGUUCUUUCAGUGUGAGCGCUCAUGUACUCUCUCCACUCAGCCGAGGCCUCUUCCAAAGAGCUGUCUUCAUGAGCGGAGCGUACGACACGGAUGGUCUGGUAGACAGUGCCUUUGAGAGCAUGUCCAAAGGCAACAAAGUCGCUGAGGUAGUUGGAUGUACGUCUCCUUACAAAGACCUCGCCAACUACCCGGAAUAUGUUCUCGAAUGCCUGCGCUCCAAGCCGGCUGAGCUUCUCCUUGAUGUCACCUACAACGUGACGGCACCUAAGGUGUUCAACUUCAUUCCAUCACAUCCGAACGCGUUCUUUCCAAAGCGCCCCACAGUGGCAAUGAAAAAAGGCGAGUUCAACAACGUGGACAUCAUGAUCGGAGUCACAGCAACUGAAGGUACUUUUACUUGCUAUGUCUUUCCCGGAUAGUCGAAUCCAAACGGAGGAAGCUCGAAGGCAUCAGCGAAGAAGAGCUCAAGAAAGUUCUGCGUGUCAUGUCCCUCGCCUGGAUUCCGGAUAAGUUCGCGUCUACGCUAGAGCACUAUGCUAGCCGCAGCCACUCCGGGUGACAAGCGACUUCUGAGGGAAUUGCAUAUGGAGUAUAUAACUGACGCACAGUUCAUUUGUCCCAGCAAGUUCUUCGCCCAAGACUACUCUGAAAUGGGUAACUCAGUGUACUUUUCUGUUUUGGGCUACAGGUCGGCGAAGUUUCCGUUUCCAAAGUGGACUCGCGUGCCCCACACCUCUGACAUCGUCUACUACUUCGGCGUUCCUCUCCUCAAGCCGAAUAAGUUCACAGACGAAGAUCGGGAGUUCAGCAAGACUGUCAUGAAGGCAUUCACGCAGUUUGCAAAGACAGGAAGGCCAAUGAUCGAUGGAGUCGAGUGGCCACCCUACACCAACGACGACCCUGCGGCCUUGUGGCUUCAGUCUGGAAAUUACUCACUGCACCGGAAUAUUGGCGACAAGAACUGCGAAUUCUGGAGGGCGUACUUGACGUGAGCGCUAAACACCGACAAAGAAGGCUAGCCGAGCCGAAGUUACAGAAAUAAAUAACGUUUACAUGUGUUCAUCACCACAAACAAAAUAC
This is a messenger RNA of Rhipicephalus microplus (southern cattle tick), 1895 nucleotides long. Its product is annotated as cholinesterase-like. NCBI's taxonomy places the organism in Eukaryota, Metazoa, Arthropoda, Arachnida, Ixodida, Ixodidae. The record is from RefSeq and is a predicted model, not a curated record. Gene Ontology annotation, cellular component: plasma membrane. Gene Ontology annotation, biological process: acetylcholine catabolic process; choline metabolic process. Gene Ontology annotation, molecular function: acetylcholinesterase activity.